This is a messenger RNA of Lucilia sericata (common green bottle fly), 5208 nucleotides long. It is a transcript of the gene Su(z)12, whose product is annotated as polycomb protein Su(z)12. The record is from RefSeq and is a predicted model, not a curated record. Gene Ontology annotation, cellular component: nucleus; ESC/E(Z) complex. Bases 343 to 3123 code for a protein of 926 amino acids. The transcript is spliced from 6 exons. Lineage: Eukaryota; Metazoa; Arthropoda; Insecta; Diptera; Calliphoridae. Gene Ontology annotation, molecular function: chromatin DNA binding.
UCUGAUAAAACAACAAAGUAAACUUUGCAUAAAUGCGUGUGAAAAAUUUUCGCGCCGUAUAAAAUUUUAUUUUUACACAUAUUCUUUUCAUUUAAAUUGCUAUUAAUUAACUUAAAAAGUUAACUUAACCAAUAAACAAAGUGCAAAUUAUAGUUUAGUUAAAAAAAUUUAAGGAAAUAAAAGAAAAUAUAUGUUUUUAUAGCAGUGAGUGUGUUUGGAAAAGAGAUUGUGUGUGAAAAUUAGCUAGAACAGAAGACCAAGAAGAAGCAGCAGCGGCGUAGCGUUGGUGUAACGAGUGCGAAAAAAGAAUAGAAGAAAAAAAAAUAUACCAAGAAAAUAAAUAUGAAAAAAAUGCCACCGCAAAAGAAACGUGAAAAAGAAACAAAAGAUGCUGUGGCAUCUGCUGCUGCCCUAAAUGGUAACAACAACAACAAUAAUAACAAUAGCAAUCAUAAUAACAAUUCCACAUUAGUGGACAAUAAACAACAACAACAGCAAAAUGCAAUAAAUGGUAAUAGUGCUGAAGCAAUGACAGGCAUUGGCACGAAUACAGUGGCUACGGCGGCAUCAGCAGCAGCGGAACAAACUAAACUUAAUAGCCACCAGCAAGAGCAGGAACUCUUUUUACAGGCAUUUGAAAAACCCACACAAAUUUAUCGUUUUUUGCGUAAUCGCCACGGUACUAGUCCGAUUUUCUUGCAACGUACUCUUAGCUAUAUGAAGGAACGCAUGUCUCGUACUCAUCGCAAGCGUAACAAUUUCAAAAUCAACACCAUGCUGGAUGUUUUAACACAAAAAAGUCAAACAUUAUCAAAUAAUUAUUUGAAUAUCAUUUACAAUGGUUUGUUUGAGAAAGCGGCCAGUGGGGAACAUGCCUGGCAGGCUGGUGAUAAGGUUACAGUGGAAUCAACUUUGUAUAAAAUAACCAAAAGUAAACGUAAAGACAGUACCUCAGAUUUUCAAGAAAUUUUGACUUACAGUUCUAGUGUUAUUUAUAAUCCUGUUGAUACCAUGCAACAAUUUACUGCCAUUUCCAUACCUGCUCAAUCUAUACAUCCACUCGGUGAUCAACACACCAUCUAUAAACUAUUGUUUCGCAUUAAAGUUAAGCCCGCCGGACAGGAUGAAGUCAUUGCUAAUGGUGGCCAUGAGGACACUCCCACCAAACGCUCUAAACUAGCCACUAAGCUGUAUGGCUGUGAAUUAAUCGUUUACGAAAAGAAUAGCGGCUGUAUACCCGAGGGUGAUUAUGAGGCCGCUUUACAAGAGCUCAAUUCUUCAAGUAUUAAAUCAUUUUCACCAAAGAAACGCAGCUGGGAAACUUUACCCGAUAAUUACAUUCCAAUAACCAUGAAAUUUGAUGUCUUCAGUCAAUAUCCCACUUUAAAGUUUCGUUUAACCUGGUCGGCCAAUGAGUUGCCCAAGGAAAUCUCUUUAACAGAAAUGGAUACCUAUUGUACAUUUAACGAUUUAACCCAUGGUAUUGACUGUGAGAAUACCAAUACCACCAACAACAAUGAUCAAAUAAAUCACAAUAAUAAUUGCCUGAAAACAGCAACAAAUAUGUCGACUUCCUCUACAGCAACAACCAAAAAUAAUGGCAAAUCUAACAAUAACAAUACAACCACCAUAUCUAAACCCUUAGCCAAAACUGAGAAAAUACAAAUUGUUUAUAAUUUUUUGUACAGCAACAAUACACGUCAACAGACCGAAUACACCCAAGAGGUCAUUUGCCCCUGGUGCGGUUUAGACUGUAUGCGUUUGUAUUCAUUGUUAAAACAUUUGAAAUUAUGUCAUGCACGAUUUAAUUUUACUUAUCAGCCGGCUGCUCAAAAUGGUGCUAGAAUUGAUGUUACCAUAAACGAUUCAUAUGAUGGUUCAUAUGCUGGUUCACCGUAUGAUUUGGCCGGACCAUCGGGUUGUUCGUUUGCACGUACGUGUGGUCCCGUACGUCGUACUAGCGUUACAAAUUUAUUGGUUUGUCGUCCGCGACGACAGAAGACAUGUUUGGAUGAGUUUUUGGUUUUGGAUGAGGAUGAUUUGAGUAAUCAGAGACCCUAUAUAACGGGUCAUAAUAGACUUUAUCAUCACACCGAAACCUGUCUGCCAGUCCAUCCCAAAGAACUCGAUAUCGAUUCAGAAGGUGAAAGUGAUCCCUUGUGGUUGCGUCAAAAGACCAUACAAAUGAUUGAUGAAUUCACCGAUGUCAAUGAGGGCGAAAAAGAACUAAUGAAACUAUGGAAUCUACAUGUCAUGAAACAUGGCUAUGUGGGUGAUUGUCAAUUGCCUUUGGCCUGUGAAAUGUUUCUUGAUGCAAAUGGCCAUGAGAUAAUACGUAAAAAUAUCUAUCGUAAUUUUAUUUUACACAUGUGUUCCCUCUUCGAUUAUGGUCUAGUAUCCCCAGAAACUUUAUAUAAAACUGUACAAAAACUACAGGGCAUUUUAAGUAAAUAUCGUGAUGGACAAGAAAUGAUGUCUAAACAACGUGAGGCCCAAUUAAAAUAUUGGCUAGAGGUGGGUAUACACAAACAAGAUGAGCAAAAACUCAAAUCACCACAAAAACCUGUAGCGCCAACAAUAACAAAUGCUAAUAAUGCCGUGGCAGAAAGUAAAGGUGAUAAAGCCAACGAUGCUAAAAACUCUAUGCAACCGCCUAGCAAACGUUCUUCUAGUGCCGUUAAACGUUCUAGUGUCAAUGCCAAUGGCGGCAGUGUAAAUGGUGCUGCUGGAGAAAAACUAAGUAAUGGUAAAAGUGUGGCACGCAAGUCAGCUACUCAGGAGGAUGAUGCCAAAGAUAAAUCCAAUAGUCUAAAGAGAACGGCCAAUGGUGAUAGAAAAUCAGAAGCCAAAGCUAAAAGUGAGGCAGACAACAAAACUCAAGCAGCUAAAAGAAGACUUUCUACAAGGGAUGAUAAUAGUGUUGAUGUUGAUGGUGCUGCCAAUGAUGAUAAAAAACAAAAGAAAAGUGUUUUUAAAAUACACGAACAUCAUCAUCACUUCGAUGAGGUUGUGGUGGUGGCAAAACAAAUGCCUCCUGAGGAGUUUAGUAAUAACAAUAAUAAUGAUAAUAAUACAAAUAAUUGUUCUAGUACUAGUAGUUCUUCAUCUAUUAUUUUACAGUGAUUAUUAUUUUAUUAUUGUGUGAGUUUUAUUAUUUUAGCUCUUAAGUUGAGGUUAUAAAUUAUUAACAAAUUUGAAAGCAUAGUUGUGUAAGGGAAACAGUGUUGAAAAUUGUGAAGAAUUUGAGAUUUUGCUAAAGCGUAUGGAUUUUUAUAGAAAAUUCUUUAAUGCGUAAUAAUUUUUAAGGAAAAAUGAAUAAGGCGAAUUCAUUUCUAUGGAAAAUUCUAUAAGGCGAAUUCAUUUCUAUGGAAAAUUCUAUAAGGCGAAUUCAUUUCUUUGAAAAAUUGAAUAAAGCGAAUUAAUUGUUUGUAAAAAAUUCAUAAGGCGAAUUCAUUUCUGUAUAAAUGUCAUAAGGCGAAUUAAUUUCUAUACAAAAUUCAAUAAGGCGAAUUCAUUUCUAUGGAAAACUUUGUAAGGCGAAUUCAUUUUAGCCAAAAUUUUAUAAGGCGAAUUAAUUUUAUAGAAAAUUUAAUAAGGCGAAUUCAUUUCUAUGGAAAACUUUGAAGGCGAAUUCAUUUUAGCCAAAAUUUUAUAAGGCGAAUUAAUUUCUAUAGAAAAUUUACUAAGGCGAAUUCAUUUUUAUGGAAAAUAUACAAACUAAAAUUCACUUCUUCAAUGAGACAAAUUCAUUUCCAUUGAAAAUACACACAAAAAAUAGAAAAUUCACUAAGACGAAUUAAUUUCUAUGAAAAAUUCACUGAGGCAAAUUGAUUUCUAUGAUAAAUUACAUAUGGCAAAUUCAUUUCUAUCGGAAAUUUAAUAAGGCGAAUUACUUUCUAUGGAAAACUCAUUUUUAUUGAAUAUUUACAUAAUAAAUAUAAAAUUCACUACGACGAAUUAAUUUUUGUAAGGCGAAUUUAUUUCUAGGGAAAAUUUAACAAGGCGAAUUCAUAUUUGCAAAAAUUUUAUAAUUCGAAUUAAUUUCUAUGGAAUAUUAACCAAGGCGAAUUCAUUAAUACAAACAAAAUCAAUAAGGCGAAUACAUUUCUGCAAAAAUUUUAUAAAGCGAAUUAAUUUCUAUGGAAUAUUAGCUAAGGCGAAUUCAUUAAUACAAAAAAAAAUCAAUAAGGCGAAUACAUUUCUGGAAAAAUUUUAUAAGGCGAAUUCAUUUCUGUGAAAAAUUUAACUAAGCGAAUUCAUUUUUGCAAAAAUUCUAUAAUUCGAAUUAAUUUCUAUGGAAAAUUUGAUAAGGCGAAUUCAUUUCUAUUGAUAUUUCACCAAGGCGAAGUCAUUUCUAUGGAAAAUGCGAAUAAAGGCGAAUUUAUUUAUGUAAAAAUCAAUAAGGCGAAUUCGAAUUUAAUAAGGCGAAUUCAUUUCUAUGGAUAAUUCAUUUAAACAAAUUCAUGUCUGCGAGAAUUCUAUAAAGCGAAUUCAUUUCCGUAAGAAUUCAAUAAGGUAAAUUAUAUUUCUAUAUAAAAUUCAAUAAGGCGAAUUUAUUUCUGCAAAAAUUCUAUAAGGCGAAUUCAUUUCUAUAGAAAAUUUAAUAAGGCUAAUUCGUUUCUAUAAGAAUUCGAUAAGGCGAUUUCAUUUCUAUAGAAAACUCACUAAGGCGAAUUCAUUUCUAAGAAAAAUUCAAACAAACAGAAGAUUCACUAAGGAGAAUUCGUUUCUAUUGAAAAUUCAGGUUCGCAGUACCGUAUCUGAUAUUAAUAUAAACAGCUUUUUAAACAAAAUUUUGAAAAAGUUUUUUGAAAACUUUUGAAAAAUUUAUGUUUUUAAUUUCUCGGCUCGUAGGACCAUUUUUUAAAAAUGUUUAAAUAUCAAUGUUUGAAAAUAGUUAAAAUACUUGUUACUUUUUUUUUUUUUUGGAAAAUAUUAGAAAGAAAAAGGUUAUUAUUUAUCGGCUCGUAGGACCAUUUUUUAAAAAAAAUAUUUAAAAACCAAUAUUUUGCAAAAGUUUUAAAAAGUUUCGUAAAAUUUAUUUUGUUUUAUUGAAUUCUAGACUAAUUUUCAACACUGUUUCUUUACAUUUUGCUAAAGUUUUUGAAAAAAAUUUAAUAAAAAAAUUUUACAAAAUUUUAUAAAAAAAACAAUUGACUAAUUUAAGUUAAAGCAUUUGUUAAAAUUAAUAAUUUUAAGUAAAAAUAG